Messenger RNA from Camelina sativa (false flax), 1356 nucleotides. Lineage: Eukaryota; Viridiplantae; Streptophyta; Magnoliopsida; Brassicales; Brassicaceae. The record is from RefSeq and is a predicted model, not a curated record.
AUGCAGCUCCUAAAUCAGUCUCAUUACCUUCAUCAUCCAAGAACCCGUCUAGUUCUUCUCUUGAUUAUUCCUGAUACAAGGGAGUCUGAUCCUAAGAGGAUAAAGGGAAUGGGUCUUUUAGAUAAAGCAUUUCAGAAUGAAGCUAGGGAACAAUGUGAUGGUGAGGUAGCUAGAAUGUUCUACAAAGCUGAAUGCAUAAAAGAGGUGGGACAUGAGAAUGUGGUUCAGGUUGUCACCGACAACACUUCAAACUGUGUAAAAGCUGGUUCACUUAUUUCAGCCAAUUUUCCUACUAUCUUUUGGACACCAUGUGUGGUACAUACAUUGAACCUUGCUUUGAAAAACAUCUGUUCACCAUCAAUGGCCACAAGAAACAAUGAAGAUGUGUAUGAAGCUUGUUCUUGGAUAAAGUCUAUAAGUGAAGAUGUGACUUGGAUCAAGAAUUUCAUUAUGAAUCAUGGAAUGAGGCUUGUACUUGUCACUGAACAAUGUGACCUUAAGCUCCUCACGAUAGCUUCUAACAGGUUUGCCUCCACAGUUGUAAUGUUGAAACGAUUCAAAAAAAUAAAAACUGGUUUACAACAAAUUGUAAUCAGUCCUAAAUGGGAUGAUUAUAAAGAAGAUGGUGUGGGUAGAGCAUCUGCAGUGAAGCAAAAGAUAUUAAAUGAGAUAUUUUGGGAUGGUAUUGAGUAUGCUUUAUCUUUUACUCUGCCUAUCUAUAGUGUUAUUAGAGCUGCUGAUACUGAUAAACCUUCCCUUCAUCUAGUCUAUGAAUGGUGGGAUAGUAUGAUUCAAGAUGUGAAGAAGGCUAUUUUAAAAAAAGAAAGAAAACAAUUUGAUGGUGAUUCUGUUUUUUGGAAUGCUAUUCGUUCUAUUUUGACAUCUCGAUGGAGCAAAAGCAACACUCCUCUUCAUUGUAUGGCACACUCUCUAAACCCCAGGUUUAUUUUAGAACCUUUGAGAUGGUGGGCAGUUCAUGGUUCUUCAGCACCAACACUCCAAGCCUUAGCGUUUAAGUUGCUUGGACAACCCUCUUCAUCCUCAUGUUGCGAAAGGAAUUCGAGUACUUACAAAUUUAUACACUCUGCAACAAGAAACAAAAUUGUUCCACAAAGAGCUGAAGAUUUGGUAUUUGUGCACACUAACCUUCGUCUUUUAUCAAGAAAGAAGUCUGCUUAUAAAGAAGGUCCUAAUCAUAUGUGGGAUGUAGGAGGUGAUCAAUUUGAUUCUUUGGAUGAGAUUAAUCUAGAGAGACUUGAGUUUGCAGAUCUUUCUCUUGAUGAACCAGAGUUAGAGGAAGUUGUGUUUGGUAGAGUUGAUGAAGACAAGAAUGAUGAAGACGGUCUCGACCAGUGA